GGCUCGAAACGCAGACAUGUAUAGAGGACACAGAGGAGAUCUCACUGACAGUUGUUUCUGUAGCAUGCUUAGUGUUCUGUGUAAAGAAGCGACGAGCAUUCUAUUAUUCUUAAUGUUCCAUUAGUUAGAUAGUAUCGUUAUCAAGACAUCUGGCAGAUGUGGGUGGAAAGGCGGCUUCCUGAAAUUAACCUGUCACGUUUUUUUAUAUUUGGGACAUUUCUUUAUGUACCUGUCUUUAAGAGUGCAUAAUAUGCCGCAGAGAGAACAGUUAAUCCCAAUAACAUUAUAGUUAGAGCGAUAUAUUUGUAUGAUGUAUGUACCCCAGCUGCUAUAGCCUUGAGAGGAAAAUAUAUAUAUAUAUAUAUAUAUUUUUUUUUUAAAUCAGUUCUGCUCUUGUGCUAAAAAAUGUUUUCUCUUGCUCAAAAGAGAUUGUUUAGUGUGCUUUUCGGAGGGAGUGUUACUAAAACAUUCAAAAAUUAUCACGCUUUCAAGAGAUGCCCACAUCUUAGAAAAAUCAGCACUUCCUGCAAAAGGAAUACAGUCAUGCCAGCCUGGGUGAUUGAUAAAUAUGGCAACAAUGAGGUGUUGCGAGCCAACAACAACACAAUGUUUCCUGUUAUCAAUUACCCCAAUGAAGUGAUCAUUAAAGUCAAGGCAUCCAGUAUAAAUCCGAUUGAUGUGAAUAUGCGAAAUGGAUACGGAUCUGCAAGUUUAAAUAUGACUCGUGAUCCUUUGAAUAUUAAAUCUUCUGGCAAUGAAUUUCCUUUGAUCCUUGGGAGGGAUGUUUCAGGGGUUGUUAUGGAAUGUGGGCUCAGUGUACAGUAUUUUAAACCUGGAGAUCAUGUAUGGGCAGCAAUUCCUCCUUGGAAGCAAGGCACCUUGGCAGAGUUUGUUGUAGCAAGUGGCAAUGAGAUUUCACUCAAACCAAAAUGUCUUAGUGACACAGAAGCAGCAUCGCUGCCUUAUGUCAGUCUCACUGCGUGGGCAGCCUUAGUAAAUAGCUGUGGCCUGAAUAAGGACAACUGUCCUGGAAAACGAGUACUGGUUAUUGGAGCCUCAGGUGGUGUUGGAACAGCUGCCAUCCAGCUGCUAAAAGCAUGGGGUGCACACGUGACCGCAGUUUGCUCUGAAGAUGCCCUCUCCCUAAUGAUGAAUCUUGGAGCAGAUGACGUUGUUGAUUACAAAGCAGGAAACUUGAAAGAGCAGCUAAAAUCACGGCAACUGUUUGAUGUUAUUUUGGACAACAUUGGUGGACCAACUGAAAAACUUGCUCUUCAGUUCCUUAAGCCAUGGUCCGGAGCCAGUUUUGUCACACUUGUAACUCCAUUUUUGUACAACAACGAUAGGCUGGGUAUAGCGGAUGGAAUGAUGCGUACUGGGAUCACUCUAGGUUCAAAAGUGAUGAAGCAUUUAAGCAAAGGAAUUCAUUACCGAUGGGCGUUCUUUACAGCCAGUGGGCCAUCCCUGGAUGAAAUAAGGGAUCUGGUGGAAGCUGGAAAGAUCCGUCCCGUCAUUAAUGAAGUGUUCUCAUUUUCUGAUGUCCCCAAGGCUUUCCAGAAGAUGGAAGAAGGUCAUGCACGUGGGAAAACAGUCAUUCAAGUUUCUGAAUCCAAUUAAUAAAUGAUAAUUUUUGUACCAUU
Pelobates fuscus (common spadefoot toad) is the source of this 1640-nucleotide messenger RNA. It is a transcript of the gene RTN4IP1, whose product is annotated as reticulon 4 interacting protein 1. Gene Ontology annotation, molecular function: oxidoreductase activity; zinc ion binding. The coding region runs from base 406 to 1617 and encodes 403 amino acids. Lineage: Eukaryota; Metazoa; Chordata; Amphibia; Anura; Pelobatidae. The record is from RefSeq and is a predicted model, not a curated record. Gene Ontology annotation, cellular component: mitochondrion. The transcript is spliced from 9 exons.